Messenger RNA from Baudoinia panamericana UAMH 10762, 1633 nucleotides. RefSeq lists its product as uncharacterized. Bases 345 to 1469 code for a protein of 374 amino acids. Gene Ontology annotation, cellular component: cytoplasm. The transcript is spliced from 2 exons. Gene Ontology annotation, biological process: response to oxidative stress. The record is from RefSeq and is a predicted model, not a curated record. Lineage: Eukaryota; Fungi; Ascomycota; Dothideomycetes; Mycosphaerellales; Teratosphaeriaceae.
UCGAAGCUGCUUCCUGCGUAUGAUCUGUGCAACCCUACCACAACAUGACUGCGGGUCGGUACUACUCAUGGCAAAGACUAAUUCUCUUCGUUUUCGAAUAUAACAGUACCUUAGUGAUCCAAGCCGCCGUUGACCUUCCUCGGCCUGUGUAGGGUCCUUGCAAACAGACCUCCACCAACAUGUGACUUCCUUCCCAGAGCGUCCUAGCGUAGUGACAUCACUGUGCCUUCCGUAGCGACGCGAAAACGCGAUUCCCCAGCGUGCCGGAUGUACUCUGGCAGCUGCAGCACCGUUCGCCACGAUGUUCGAGUAUCCACAAAGACAACACGCUACCCCCAGCAAAGAUGUUCGACUGGGCGAAGCACGCCGUCGGCAUCUCAGAGCCAAUAUAUGGCCCCUCCGCCAUUCAGAGUGUGGCCGAGCAGGCCAAAACGACGCCUUAUCGCGAAACGACCAAGGAUGAUCUCGCCUGGGAACUGAUCGAUUCCACCAACGUCGAGACCAAGACCUUUUACAUGACGAGCGACGACGGCCACAUUGGACUAGUGCAAGUCAUCUACAGCAACGUCCUGGGCGUGCGCAAAACGGCGCAAUUCAGCGCGAAGAUCUUUCGGCCCGAUGGCAAGCAUCUCUGGGCAUCUGACAGCCUCAAUGACUUCGCGUUCUCAAGCGACAAGCAGAGUUUCAAGUCAAAGGAGGGAUGCAGCAUGGACAUCAGCGAAGACGGCAAGAGCUACGUCGUAAAGUCCACAGUCAACAAGAGCAGUGUGGUCGACUUGAAGUUCACGCAGUCACUCCCCGGCUUCGUGGCGGGCGAGAAUGGUACGUCUACUUUCGGCACGGAUCCGAAGAAGCCUUGGGGUCGCAUGAAGCACAUCUUUUGGCCGCGGUGCCAAGUUGAGGGUUCGAUCAUAACCGCGGAAGGCCCGGUGGACUUCAGAGGCCGAGGCAUGUUCGUGCAUGCGUUGCAAGGCAUGAAACCACACUUUGCGGCGGCUAGAUGGAACUUUGCCAACUUCCAGUCGCCCUCCUACUCGGCGAUUGUGAUGGAGUACACAACACCCAAGUCGUAUGGCGAGACUGUUGUCGCAGUUGGCGGCAUCGCGACAGAGCUGGGCAUCUUGAUCGCAGGAGCCUCACCAGACAUCAAGGCGGAGCACACGCAGGUGAAAGGCGAUCCCGACAAUGCCUGGCCUGAGCCCGGAUCAGUCUCGUUCAAGUGGAGCGGCACGUCAGCGGAGGGUAAGGUGGUGUCGGCAAGCCUGGAUGGUGACAUCCACCCGCGUACCGACAGAGUGGAUGUCAUGGGUGAGUUGCCCAAGUUUGUGAAGCAAAUCGUCGCUGGAGCGUCGGGAACGAAGCCGUACAUUUACCAGUAUACGCCAAAGCUAAAGAUUCGCGUCCAAGUUGGAGAAGAAGUGCAGGAGGAAGAAGGUCAGUUACUCAUGGAAGCGACAUUCAUAUCUUGAGCGUGGUCUAUUAGAGCUUGUACCACAGCAUGCCAUAACGAUCAACGCAGGGUUAGCUCGGCGGUCCGAGCGUCUUGCAGCCUUACUUCACAAACCAAUGUUCUGCUUGACAUACUGAGCAGUGAAGUACAUUUGUACGACACAGAUAUGGAACAUCCAUUCAC